GAUUUAAUAACAUAAAAGAGAAAUAUUUGAAUGCCUCAUCAGCACAUGUAGACUUGACGCCAAAGGCAUCAGAAUUUCAUUGCCUCUUAAUAAUCAAGCACGAUCUUGUUCACAUUAGCUGGGACGACGAAACGGCCUGCCGGCGCCUUGGGUAACGACACAACGAUAAUAAUUGCCAACUGAUGCAGUACUUAGUACAAAAACUUGUCUGCCUUAUUUUCGUUUUAUUGUAGUCAACGAUAAUUUGUAGUUUAUCUUCAGCUACUGUAUUUAAUGAAGGUCAGGGGAGUGUUUCCACCAAGGCUACGGUCCUAUAGUGCGAUGAUCGUAUGAUAUUCGACCAAUGGGGAUGCUUCAAAGAAUUACCCUUUCCCCACCGAUUUUUAUGAAUGUUCAAGUUAAAUUUAAUACACUUGUGUUGAUUUAAAAAAUAGUUUUCAAAGUUGGAAAUGACGGUGUCGAAAUGUGAAUCAUCGUGCCAUUCAUGGAUGCAAUAGUAGAGUAGAAAAUAGAUUUAAUUUAUUCAGAUGUACAGCGACCGAGUCUCGGUGAAGCUGAUGUUGAAGCAAGAGUGGCUUUUUGGUCCUCGAGACUGAGGUACUUCUUCGUAUGGAUUUUUUUUGGGUUGGAGAGAAACCAGUUGAGAAUUUUUCUCGCUGUGGGAACUACCAAGUAAUCCUCACCCUUCUCGUCUCUCCAUCUGUACCCUUUUCUUAUGCACUAGCAGUUCACAAAUAGCCUUCGUUAUAUGGACUCAUGUGGCUGGUCAUCUAAAAGGGGAUAAACUCGGUGGAAUUUUUAUAGAAAAAAAAAUUUCUUUAACUGUCUGACGUUUAAGGCAGCUAUAGAAUGAAAAAGCCGAUUUUUUAACAUCAGCUAAAAAAUGAAAACAUUCAAAAUAAAACAGAAGUUAGAUGGUGGAAAUAAAAAAGAGAGUGCAGAGAGAGAGAGUAGGCUUUUAAUAAUUCUUUGCCACGCAGCUCAACGUUGCUGCUGCUACUAUGCACAUUAAUAAUUUGCCCAACCUCCUAAGAUCCUCCUCCUCCUUCUCCUCCUCUUCUUCGACUUCUUGGUCGUCGUCCUCCGCGUCCUCUUCACCUGUCGAGACACACGGGCCAUCAGUAAGUAGAAAUGGAGGGAAUGCAAAGAGAUAGACAAUAAAAGAAGACAGAAUAGAACUAACCAGACGAGUAAAGUCGUUGCUACACCCCAACACUCUCACUCUUACUUCCUCGCCCUCAUAUCGAGUCUUCCAAGCCGGUCGUGAUGGUCCCAAUCCGAGAAUUGUUCGUUAGUUGGGUCUCAAACUUCGUGUGAGAAUCACGACCUAGUAAAUUGGAUAAUUUGUUAGUAUAAUCUUCUAUCUGAGUGGAAUUAAUUUUUAUAAGAUAUACUAGUGAAAUCGGCUGGAGAUAAAAGUGUGACUUGCAUCUUUUCAGUAACUUUUAAAGAUUCGAUGCCAAAGGGUGAUUUUUAAUAUAAAAAACACAUAUUUUUGACAGUUUAAAAACGUAACAAAUAAUAAAAAUGGCUUAUGACGACGUGAUAUUGCGAAUGGGAGAAUUUGGAAGGUAUCAAAGAAGGAUUUAUUUACUUCUAUGUCUUCCUGCUAUUAUUUGUGCUUUCCAUAAAAUGGGUGGAGUAUUUUUGGGUGCUAAGAUGAAUUCCAGGUGUAUAUUGCCUUGGGAGGAUAGUAAGAAUGCAACAUUUUAUUUGGAUCCAAAGAUAAUGAAUGCGAGUUAUCCCUACGAUGAAAAGAUUGGUGGGCUGUCACAAUGUAAAAGAAGAGCGAAUCUGUCAGAAAUAUAUGUCUCCACAAAUGAUGAAGGUAGAGAAGAUGUCCAAAGCAGCGAUAACACAACAAGGAUCUCAACCGACGAGUUUAUAACCUGUGAAGAAUUCGUCUACGACACUAGCGUUUACAAAAGUACAACUACCUCUCAGUGGAAUUUAGUAUGCGAUAGAGCACAGCUAAGAGCCGUAGGAGAUUCACUUUUCAUGGUUGGCGUGAUGCUGGGAUCAAUCAUCUUUGGAAGCUUAUCAGAUAAAUUCGGACGUAGACCAAUUUUCUUUUGGUCUUUAAUUAUUCAAUUAGCAGGAGGAAUUCUUGUUAGUAUUGCACCUGAAUACAUUUCCUAUGUUAUCUUCAGGUUAAUUGUAGGUUCAACUACCAGUGGAGUGUUUUUGGUUGCAUAUGUUAUCGCUCUUGAAAUGGUUGGUCCAAAGAAAAGAUCAAAUGCAGGUGUAGGCUGUCAACUAUUCUUCACAACUGGUUAUAUACUAACCGCUGCAUUUGCUUAUUUUAUUACUGACUGGCGAUACUUGCAAAUUGCUAUCACCAUACCGAGUUUUGUCUUUCUUUUUUACUGGAAGUUCAUUCCCGAAUCUGCUCGUUGGCUUUUAACAAAAGGUAAACAUGAAGAAGCGAAAAAUUUAUUGCAAAAAGCUGCAAAAGAAAAUGGCAUCGAUAUUCCACGAGAAACAUUAGACUGUCUUCUUCAUGAAACUACAGAAUGCAAUUCUAAUAAUAAUAGGGCUACUUUAUUCGAUUUAUUCCGCUCUCCUAAUUUAAGAAAAAAGAGUAUUCUCUUAUUCUUCAAUUGGCUUGUAAAUAGUGGAACAUAUUAUGGCCUUUCUUGGAACGUAAAUAAUUUAGGUGGAAAUGAUUACAUUAAUUUUUUAAUCCUAGGAGCUGUAGAAGUACCUGCAUACACGUUUCUUCUUUUAUCCUUGGACCGAUGGGGUAGAAAAAUAAUUCUUUGUGGCUGUAUGAUUGUGUCUGGCAUUUGUCUACUUGGCACAUUAUUGGUUCCAGCGGGUCACCCCUGGGGACUCACAGUACUUGCAAUGAUCGGAAAAUUGGCGAUAACAUCCUCAUACGGAGGAAUAUAUAUUUUUACUGCAGAACAAUUUCCUACCGUCGUCAGGAAUGUUGGCCUUGGUGCUUGUUCAACUUUCGCUAGAAUAGGUGGGGUCGUUGCACCUUACAUCAAUCAUUUGGCUGAAAUAUGGACUCCAUUUCCCCUUGUUAUUUUUGGAGCAUGUGCACUUGCUGGUGGCUUAGUAUCACUAUUACUGCCUGAAACGCUUAAUAAGCAAUUACCAGAAACAAUAGAGGAUGGAGAACUGUUUGGAUUGAAAGAGAAGAAACUGAAACCUAAGAAGAAUAAAAAACAACACGAGCUUCAACAACUUGAUAUUCCACGAAACGAUGGAGAACCAAUAAAGACGAUAAAAACUAUAGAAAAUGGAAUUCAUGAUGCAAAACAGAAUGGAUGACGCUUGUAAAUUCUUUUAUAAUUGAUAAGCAAUUUUCGUUUGCAGUAUUUAUCGCGUUUUACCUGCUAGACGGAAAAAAACGUGUUAAAAACAAAAAACUGAACAAGUGUGUUCGAUUUCUGUUGACGCUCAAAUUGAAAAAUAACAGUGUGACUGAAAUAAUGAAAGUCUUUUUUUUAAACAUGAAAAAAAAAUUCAUUCAAUUAAAUUUAAGUAUAUGUGAUGAACAUUCUUAUCAUUGUAACAAUUAUCAAACUAUGAAGAUAAGCGCACUUUAAUUAAUAGUAGUUUAAUCCAUUUUUAAAAAAUGAAUCUUUAUAUGGCACGAUAAAAUACUGUCACAUUGAUAGUAUAUAAAACGUCACAUUAGUUGUAAUAAAAUUCUUCGAUAAAAAAACAAAUAAAAAAAGUUUUUUUGAUAAACUUAUUGUUUUAUUUUCAGAAAGAAAAACUAUGUUGUAUGUCAACAAUUUUCUCUACUUGGUUUUUAAUUUAGCGCGGUUUUUAGUUUCGUUUGCUCACACAAGACAGCGCAAUAUCAAACUUUCUGCCGGCAAAUUUUAAAUGUUUAAAUAGACUUAGCAAUUUUUUUUUUUCCACACACUUUUCUAACCUUUAUCUUAUUUAU
This is a messenger RNA of Chelonus insularis, 3907 nucleotides long. It is a transcript of the gene Orct, whose product is annotated as Organic cation transporter. NCBI's taxonomy places the organism in Eukaryota, Metazoa, Arthropoda, Insecta, Hymenoptera, Braconidae. Gene Ontology annotation, molecular function: transmembrane transporter activity. The transcript has 10 exons. Gene Ontology annotation, biological process: transmembrane transport. The record is from RefSeq and is a predicted model, not a curated record. Bases 1528 to 3279 code for a protein of 583 amino acids. Gene Ontology annotation, cellular component: membrane.